This is a messenger RNA of Aspergillus glaucus CBS 516.65, 2808 nucleotides long. RefSeq names its product dynamin-like GTPase vpsA. Gene Ontology annotation, molecular function: GTP binding; microtubule binding; GTPase activity. The transcript is spliced from 8 exons. Gene Ontology annotation, cellular component: membrane; peroxisome; microtubule. Bases 272 to 2365 code for a protein of 697 amino acids. NCBI's taxonomy places the organism in Eukaryota, Fungi, Ascomycota, Eurotiomycetes, Eurotiales, Aspergillaceae. The record is from RefSeq and is a predicted model, not a curated record. Gene Ontology annotation, biological process: peroxisome organization.
CUUGCAGUUGAAUGACAGCUGCUUCUUUUUAUACCCAUUUGCCUUUUAAACCCCAGUAUUGCCGUGAGAACGAGCUGGCGGAGCCUAUCUACCCCAUACUACUGAUCGGCCUCGCGAAGCUACUCCGUACACUUGGCCGCAACUUCGACACUCCCGCUUCCUGUCCGCCACCACCAACGGCGCCUCUCAACAGCGAUACCCAUUCUUCCUAAUACCAUUUCCUGUUUUAAUAUUCCCCGGUUAGAGCGUCUAUCUAUAAUCCUCGCCAGCCAUGGCUAGCCCGACUGGCUUCUCGAUUAACGUCAACGACCCCAGCUUGAUUUCGCUGGUGAACAAACUCCAGGAUGUCUUUUCGACAGUCGGGGUUACCAAUCCCAUCGAUUUGCCCCAGAUCGCCGUCGUCGGAUCGCAGUCGAGCGGAAAGAGUUCGGUUUUAGAAAACAUUGUUGGUCGGGACUUUCUUCCUCGUGGUUCGGGAAUUGUUACGCGGAGACCCCUCGUGCUGCAGCUUAUCAACAAACCCGCAAGAAAUUCGGUGAACGGAUCGACAGACGAGAAGGUGGACAAUACGACGGACGAGGCGGCGAACGUGAACGAGUACGGAGAGUUCCUGCAUAUCCCCGGACAGAAGUUCUACGAUUUCAACAAGAUCCGUGAAGAGAUUGUUCGCGAAACCGAAUCGAAAGUCGGCAAGAAUGCAGGUAUUUCGCCUAUCCCGAUUAACCUCCGCAUCUACUCGCCCAACGUCCUUACCCUCACACUUGUCGAUCUGCCCGGUUUGACCAAGGUUCCCGUGGGUGACCAGCCCAAGGAUAUCGAGCGACAGAUCAGGGACAUGGUUAUGAGGUACAUUAGCAAGCCCAACGCCAUCAUUCUUGCAGUGACCUCCGCCAACCAGGAUCUGGCCAACUCGGACGGUCUGCAGCUGGCGCGUGAGGUGGACCCGGAGGGUCAACGUACGAUUGGUGUGUUGACAAAGGUCGACCUCAUGGACGAAGGAACCGACGUUGUGGAUAUCCUUGCGGGCAGGGUUAUUCCAUUGCGUUUGGGUUAUGUGCCGGUGGUCAACCGUGGCCAGCGCGAUAUUGAGAACAAGCGGCCAAUCGCGUCUGCUCUGGAGAAUGAGAAGAACUUCUUCGAAAACCACAAGGCAUAUCGUAAUAAGGCUUCAUAUUGCGGAACACCGUACUUGGCCAGAAAGCUGAACUUGAUUCUCAUGAUGCACAUUAAACAAACCUUGCCAGACAUCAAGGCCCGCAUUUCCUCCUCCCUUCAAAAGUACAGUUCUGAGCUUUCGCAGCUUGGUGAUUCGCUGUUGGGCAACAGUGCCAACAUUAUUCUGAACAUCAUCACCGAAUUUAGCAACGAAUACCGCACAGUCUUGGAAGGACGGAACCAAGAACUCUCUAGCGCAGAAUUGUCGGGCGGUGCGCGUAUUAGCUUCGUCUUCCACGAGCUUUACUCGAACGGUAUCAAGGCAGUUGAUCCUUUCGACGCUGUGAAGGACAUGGACAUUCGGAUGUUCCUUUACAACUCAUCUGGUCCCUCACCCUCGCUGUUCGUUGGUACCACCGCUUUCGAAUUGAUUGUCAAGCAACAGAUCAGAAGAAUGGAGGACCCCAGCUUGAAGUGUAUCUCUCUGGUCUACGACGAGCUUGUUCGUAUCCUGGGUCAACUCCUGAACAAGCAGCUGUUCCGCAGAUACCCCAUGUUGAAGGAGAAGUUCCACGCCGUCGUCAUUACUUUCUUCAAGAAGUGCAUGGAUCCAACGAACAAGCUGGUGCGGGAUCUGGUCAACAUGGAGUCAUGCUACAUCAACACUGGUCACCCUGACUUCCUCAAUGGCCACCGCGCCAUGGCCAUUGUCAAUGAACGUCAAGUUGCCGGAAAGCCUACCCAGGUUGACCCGAAGACCGGCAAGCCUCUCGCGAGCCGUGCGAACAGCCCGUCGUUGGAACCCCAGCCUGAAACCACCAACAACGCUGGAUUCUUUGGAAGUUUCUGGGCCUCCAAGAACAAGAAGAAGGCGGCUGCUAUGGAGCCUCCCCCGCCAACCCUCAAGGUGUCGGCCACCAUGUCGGACCGCGAAAGUGCUGAAGUGGAGGUUAUCAAACUCCUGAUCACUUCGUACUACAACAUCGUCAAGCGGACUAUGAUUGACAUGGUUCCCAAGGCCAUCAUGUACACUCUCGUUCAGUUCACCAAGGAUGAGAUGCAGCGUGAACUGCUCGAGAAUAUGUAUCGCAACCAGGAACUCGACGACUUGCUCAAGGAAAGCGAUUACACGAUCCGCCGACGGAAAGAGUGCCAGCAGAUGGUGGAGAGUCUGUCUCGCGCCAGCGAGAUUGUCAGCCAGGUGCAGUAAUCGCCUUCAAUACUCUGUCUCGAACUAUGGCCUGUUUCCUUUCCCUGAUCCUUUCGCUUUCUUUUGGGUUCUGUCUGGUUGUGUUGCCUCGGAGGUGUUGUGUUUUACGUUUGCACGUCGUUCCGAAGUCAAGUCUCGAUUCCAUACCAUAACGGUUCCUUUUGAUGUCAAGUUGUCUGAGCUGAGAUUCGAUAUCACGACUUUCUUUGUAUCAAUUAAUGAUUUGUUGAUGUUUGAUGUUCCGAGGUUCUCCUCCUUAGAGUAUUUUCAAAGACUAUUCUAUAUGGCGAAUGUACAGCAUUAGACGGUCUGAGCUGUGGAUAUUCAAAGAUGUAGCCAGUGGAGAGCUUUGCUUUGAAGACCUGCCUGAACUCUCAUUCACAACAUCCCACAUGGAAAAAACGUGCCUGAGAAGCCCUCAAAUAGCACCACUUUAGAUUAGU